Messenger RNA from Phytophthora infestans T30-4, 1414 nucleotides. RefSeq lists its product as uncharacterized. NCBI's taxonomy places the organism in Eukaryota, Oomycota, Peronosporomycetes, Peronosporales, Peronosporaceae. The transcript has a single exon. The record is from RefSeq and is a predicted model, not a curated record. Bases 83 to 1414 code for a protein of 443 amino acids.
UUCGAAAAGUGUAUUUUGUCUUUUCUUUAAAAAAAAAACACUUUUCGCGACAACAAUGGACGUUCCGGAUCUGUCUUUCUUCAUGGUGCCGCCUCAAGUACCCCAGAGUUCCAUUGACGUUGCAAACACGGCUAUUACAUUGCUAGAUGAUAUUAAUGCUGCAACCACGAUUUCAGCUUCCACCAACCCCGCUGCUACAAGAAAACCCAAGAAAAAGCGCAGCCACACGACCCCAACACGAGACCGUGAGCGUCGUGAGCUCCUUGCGUUGCGUGUAGAGUCCGUAGAGCUCGAAAAACAGCUACAACAGGCUCGAGAUCAUCUUGCAACUGUGCGAAAGAAGCGCCAGGAGGAAAUUGCAUCUCGCAGCAGCAGAAUUGUCAGUACAGUGCCAGCUUGGAGGCACAUUGCAAGACGUCACUUGAGAGCACGACAAGAAGCCGAGAAAGAAAACCGACGGUUGAGAGAACAACUGGCGGAGCAUCUCAAGUGGAGCAAUGCCUUGCAAGUCAAAGUGAGCCAGAGAGGGGGCGGAGAAGACGAGAAUUCGACGCGUGCCGCCGCUACAGCCGCAGCGCUUGGGACUGUGGCGAACCCGUUGUUGUUGGCGGAGGAUGAGGAAGGGAUUACAGAUUUGGAGCUGGAAUUAGAUGAUACAGACCGAGCGGAGCUGGACAUGCUGGCUAGCGGCCUGGAUUUGGCGUUUGCACGGGUGGAUGAUGUCUUCAAGGAGAACGCGGUGAGUGGAGUCCCGCUUGGUGCUGUGUCUGGGAGCAGGACGAUUUUGGAAGGAGAACAGGCCAACGAAAUGUCUACAGUGGAGCUAAGAGAUACGAGAGUGAUCCCUUUUGACUUCAAGCUGGCUAUCGAUGCCACGUGGAACGCGUGGGUGUUGUGGCAUCUCGGAGGAAGCUGUCGGAAGAGCGUGUCGGCGCAUCGGAGCUGCUCGUAUCCUGACGUAUCGAGGCCGGAGCAUACGUUUGCAGUCAAAUUCCGUCUGCAGACGCCAGCGUCGAAACUUCCACCUAGCACUGACCCGAUGUUUCUAGAUCUGAAGCUUGUAUUGAGGAGAUACGUGGAGCAGAAUCGCUUGGUUCUGAUAUGGCGAGGACUCUCGGCGGGUGAAAAUGACCUUGACGGUUUGUUUACAGACGAAACAGGGUGGGUCGUUAUCGAACGAAUGGCUCCCUUUCAACGGUCUUUAGAGGGUGGAGGUGACACAGUCACUGCAGCAGCCAGGACUUCCAUGAGGUCGUGUGUACGUAUGACGCCGAAACGUGCAGCAGAUUGCGAAGCGACCUCAGUACAAGGACGUAUCUUGACGAAUCUGGUUGUAAAUUCUUACGAAGAAGACGUGAGUUUCAUUUACCGAGAGAUGGAAGCGCAACUAUUGCGAUUGACACGACAUGCAUGA